AUGCAAAAUCUAGUGAACAAUUUAAAAAGUGCUGCCCUACAAAUCGGCGAGACCUUCACCCCAGUGCUCCGAGAGUCAAAAUUCCGUGAAACCGGAGUUCUAACACCGGAAGAAUACGUGGCGGCCGGCGAUCACCUCGUCCAUCACUGUCCCACGUGGAAAUGGGCCGGCGCGUCGGAUCCGUCGAAAAUUCGCACGUUUUUGCCGAUUGAUAAGCAAUUUUUGAUUACGAGGAAUGUUCCGUGUCACAAACGAUGCAAACAAAUGGAAUACGACGAGAAAUUGGAAAAAAUAAUCAACGAAGAAGACGGCGAAUAUCAAACCAGUGACGAGACGGGAUGGGUCGAUACUCAUCAUUAUGAGAAGGAACACGAGAAAAAUGAAGAAAAAGAGCAAUCAACUGCUCCACCACCAGCUGCCCCAGAGGACUCUGACGACGACGACGAGGAGCCGCUGGAUCUGGAUGAGCUGGGCCUCGACGACGACGAAGAGGAUCCCAAUCGAUUUGUAGUUGAGAAGAAGCCGCUGGCCGCCGGCAACGAUAAUUCGGGAGAAGUCGAAAAAGUUCGGACCUAUGAUUUGCACAUUUGCUAUGACAAGUAUUAUCAGGUUCCCCGGCUCUUCCUGAUGGGCUACGACGAGAACCGGCGCCCGCUGACCGUCGAGCAAACUUAUGAGGACUUUUCCGCCGAUCAUUCCAACAAAACGAUCACUGUUGAAGCUCAUCCGUCUGUCGAUCUCACAAUGCCCACCGUUCACCCGUGCAAACACGCCGAAAUGAUGAAGCGGCUUAUCAAUCAAUAUGCAGAGUCUGGAAAGGUGCUCGGUGUGCACGAAUAUCUGUUUUUAUUCUUGAAAUUCGUGCAGGCGGUCAUUCCGACUAUUGAGUAUGACUAUACUCGUGCUAUUAAAUUGUAAAUGUUUCAAAUUGAUGUUUCUAUUCGCUCACCAACUUGUAUUUUGUAUGUAAAUGAAGAAAUUGUUGCAUU
Molecule: messenger RNA, 989 nt
Organism: Caenorhabditis elegans
Lineage: Eukaryota; Metazoa; Nematoda; Chromadorea; Rhabditida; Rhabditidae
Gene: atg-3
Product: Ubiquitin-like-conjugating enzyme ATG3
Exons: 4
Coding region: 1-918 (305 amino acids)
Molecular function (GO): ubiquitin-like protein transferase activity
Source: RefSeq, marked reviewed